Molecule: messenger RNA, 3282 nt
Organism: Botrytis fragariae
Lineage: Eukaryota; Fungi; Ascomycota; Leotiomycetes; Helotiales; Sclerotiniaceae
Exons: 3
Coding region: 1-3282 (1093 amino acids)
Source: RefSeq, a predicted model, not a curated record
AUGUCAGAUGUCAAUAUGGAAGAAGUUCGCAAUGACGAUUCAUUAUCACUUGCUAAUAAGCUUGGUACGAAACAACGAAUCGAGCAGGCAAAACUUAGAGCGGCCGAACGAAGAGCUCGUGAAGCUACUGCAAGGCGCGUGGAACAAGCACCUGUAACACCAUCCCGGUCACCAUUUCCUGCAUCGCCUUCCAUUACAAAUUCUUUACCAUCCACUUCCAAUCAUGCAUCAACAGCAAGCACUAUCAAAGAAGAUCGAUGGGCGGGGAACUUUAAGCUUCAGGCACUGAUCAUGAACAUGAUAUUGAAAUGUCCAGGAGCAAAAGAAGUAGCGGAAUCAUUUCUCCUAUCGAACGGCGUGGAGGACAACAAAGAAGAAGACGGUGAAAAGACAAGAGAUGAGACGGCGCAAUUAGAGGACGCAGACGUGCAAGUCACUGAUCACGUGACACUCACCCGCGAUCAUGGCGCAAGCACCACUUCAAACGUGGACCAACAUCGAGGGGAUCCGUUAAAAACCAAAGCAGGCUCUGGAUCCCCCGCGACGACAGUGCUAAACCAGCAUAUUGGUGGAGCAAAUACCAGGCAAGAAUAUGAUUCAUCACGUUUACAUCCAACUCGUUCUCCAGAGGACAGCUUGAUAUUGCACGAUAACGAGACAGCCUAUCAAUCAAUUAUCCUGGAAAGUAGAAGUCGCUCUGAUUUUGUGGGCUCGCAAGGCUUAGUUGACAGGCAACUUCUACCCAUUCUCAAUAGUAAUUCAAAGAAAGACCCUAGAACGAUCGAUGACGGAGGAUUGGAGACAACUUCGAUAAACACAACUACUGAAGCGCUUCAUACUCCGAAUAAUGGCACACUAAAAGAAGUCGUGUCCGGCACAGAUUUCUCGAAAGCGCUCGACACUCUUAUUAGUAGCGUUGCCAGGUCACGUGGAAUAACUGUUAAUGAUCAUUCUACGAGCGCGACCCCCCAAUCCUCAAUUCCGGGAGCAAGCGGAUCUGUUACGACUUCAGUAACGACUGAUAGACCGCAAGAUGACAUGCUUAAAUUAGCCAACAAUAUAUCAGUCAGAUACCUUGCUUUAGCUCGUGCUUCUGGUGGCGCCAAUUUUCCUUACGACCAACUUGCAAGUAUUGGAGCUGGAUCUCCACUCAAUGUAUCCACUAAAGAGUUUUCAUUUGAAGCGUUCGACAAUCUUGUUGACAGUUUUCGGAAAAACAUGGAAUCAAUGCAUGAAGCUCAUGCCAAUAAUGAGAUUCUGGGAAACACGAGGAGUCAAGAAGUUUCGGAGAAUUUCAGUGAUGCUAGUGAUCUGGGCAGUCCUAUCCCUAUCGAUAUGAAUGGUCAGGAGAUGGACGACAAUUUGUUUCGUACAGAUGGCGUUAAUCCAAACGUUGACGAAACCACGGCCAUAGCAGAGUCAACGGAUAGUGAGGAAGAUGAGUAUGGUUUCCUAGACAACGUGCCAAGUAGUCAUUACAACUGUGAUAGUUGUCGAAACCCAAUCGUGUUACCCCAAGGCUCAAUUGUCAGUUUGAUGAGCCCAGCACCUACCACAUGUCUGCACUGCAAGACAAGAAAAGCUGCAGGGAUCACACGUAGAAGACUGGGAGUUGGAUCUCGAUCAAGCAUUGUUGCAGAAUCUCCCAAUCCCGAAAUAAACAAUCAGUCUUCAUCUGUCCAAGCAGAUCAGUCUGUUACAGAGACUUCCUCUCAGUCCUUGAGACCCGUUGCGGAGAUACCAGUGCCGCCCCCUCAGGUUCCCUCGAAACCACUCUCAGAAUCCCUUUCAGAACCAUUACCAGAACCGUUACCAGAACCACUACGAGAAUCACUACCAAACCCAUUAUCGGAGCCAUCAUCGGAACUACUACCAAAAUUACCACGAGAACCACUUAUAGAGAAUAUCGAGCAUCUUUCGCAUUCAAUUGAAAUUGAAGAGAGCGAUUCUGGUGAAAUGCCCCGGGACUCUGGAUCAGGCGAUGGAGGCAAUGUAAAACAGGAGUAUCAUAGAGGUAAUUUCAGCGUUGAGCUUCCGGGAUGGCCCCGUUCUGCAAGCCCAUGUCUUCCCUCGAAUUUACUUUCAGCUAACAGCCAAAUAUCCCCAAACGGUAUGAAGCGCAAGGUUGAGUACAUGGAGGGCGAAGCUAUCUAUUCUUAUCCCAUCGGCCCGAAACGACGCCGCGGCAGACCUUUGAAGAAUUACCAAGCAAUCGUUUUAGACUCUCCGCCGAGAGGCUCUUCUCAAGCUUCGACAUCGACAUCACGCCGAAGUUCACAAGUGGGUCUGAGUGGCAAGAAACGAGGUCGUCCAUUUGGAAGUAAAAAUAGAGUCAAAUCGGAAAUUAUAGAUUACAAUCAGCCAAUGAAUAGUACAGGAAUAAUCAAGCCAACAGGCCAGCGUCAAUCUGCUAAGAAAACUCGGGAAAUUCUACGUAAUUUAUUUAACGAGGAACAAGAUUCCAUGGAACAUGCGACAGCCCGGUCUGGAGUACCAGCACAGAUCCAGAUCAAUUCUCGUUCGGCCACUAGUUAUACAAAUCUAGACUUGCACGCAAGCUCUGACCGUGUUAUUCCAACGAAUAGAAGGGCUCGGCGAGAUCUUGAUCCUGACUACAUGUCAACAUGGCAAUCCGAAUUUCGAAGCGGCACAAUAUUAAAUGACAAUUCAAACUCGUCUUCUGUUGGUGGUGCAGUAUCGAAUAUCAGCCACGAGAGCGGCACAACCGACAAUAACUUGGUCGGAUCUUUGAAGGAAAAUGCAAGGGAACCUGGGACCUAUAAUCCUCAGAGGAGAAGCUCUGAGUACGAAGCUGACUUCAUGACAUCUUCGCAUCGUUUAGAUAUGUUUGUUGGAAGACAAGAUGGAGAAGUUUCUGUCGCUCAGAGCUCGAUCUCGGACCAAGAGCAAUCUCGUCUCCAGCCGGCUAUGUACACAAAUCGCGCGUCUAGUAUCGAGAAUUCACGCCUUGGGAGAGAAAAUUUAGCAGGAAGAACAUUACCUGGAGAGCCGCUGACUGAUAGCUCAUCAUCUAGCACAUUCUCUGUAGGCGAGUUGCCCUGGAAUGCAUUCAAUCAAGACCCGGAUCUGACUGCAUUACCUGCCUCUUCGCCAACCGUCCAGAGUUUGCAAGAACAUACUCCAAAGGUUUGCUGCGGAAAUUGGAGUUGCAGAUUUAAUAGUAGAUGCGAAAAGAAACUCAAUCGCAGGGAAAGGAAGAAGCAGAGAAGACAAAAUAAACUUUUAGCCAGGAACAACGGUGGUAAAAAUGAAGUCACAUGA